Messenger RNA from Cucurbita moschata (crookneck pumpkin), 4885 nucleotides. Its product is annotated as protein EXECUTER 1, chloroplastic-like. The transcript is spliced from 13 exons. The record is from RefSeq and is a predicted model, not a curated record. Gene Ontology annotation, cellular component: thylakoid membrane. Gene Ontology annotation, biological process: singlet oxygen-mediated programmed cell death; response to singlet oxygen. The coding region runs from base 74 to 2173 and encodes 699 amino acids. Lineage: Eukaryota; Viridiplantae; Streptophyta; Magnoliopsida; Cucurbitales; Cucurbitaceae.
ACAAGACGUGCUUUCACUUUUCACUUGCCGAUCAUUCUAAGCCUUUUCUGUCCCUCUGAGUUCUCAUCCCUCCAUGGCUUCCAUUUCUCCGCUCCCUUCUCGUCACCUCUCCUUCUCCACCACCAACUUCCAUUCCCCGACUCCAUUUCUCAAACCUCAUUCCUCUGCUGCUUCUCCUUCUCCAUCAUCCCAUUCCCACACCAUCUGCCACUCUCACAACCCUGAUUCUCCUCCGUCCGAACCUUCCCUUCCCUGGGGAUGGAGCUCUGCGCUUCAGGGCCUUUUUCAAACCGCCAUCGAACGCUUCGAUUCUCUCGUGACUCACCGUAGCGAUGGUUCUAUCGAUCCUCGUUCCGACGGUCGCGUUCUGCAGGGGCGGCGUAAAGAUGGGGAUGACGAUUAUGGGAGCUGGGAUUGGGAUCGGUGGCGCAAGCAUUUUGACGAGGUGGAUGAACAGGAGCAUCUCGUUUCUUUUCUUAAGUCGCGCUUAAGUCAUGCGGUAUAUGCAGAGGAUUAUGAGGAUGCUGCAAGGCUCAAGGUGGCGCUUGCGGCUUUGGCUACAAAGGAUACUGUUGGCAGAGCAAUGUCUCAUCUUCAUAGAGCUAUAGAGGAGGAGCGUUACCGGGAUGCAGCCUUCAUUCGAGACAAUGCUGGUGCCGGACUGGUUGGCUGGUGGUCUGGCACUUCAAAAGACGAUCAUAAUCCUCGUGGUCUAAUUAUUCGAAUAACAGCAGAACAUGGAAGAUACAUAGCUAGAAGUUAUAGUUCUCGGCAGCUUGCUACGGCUGCAGAUGGUGUUCCCUUGUUUGAGAUUUUUCUUGGAAUGAAUAAGAAGGGUGAAUACAAACAGCAGGCUGUGUACUUGAAGCGGAAAGGAGAUUUCUCAAAUAGUUCAAAUGGUUCAUCAAAAGAAUUAGAUUCACCUAGUCUAUUGAAUCCUUUUGACCCUGUUGAAGAAAAGGAUGAUAUUUUCAUUAUAGACGGUGAAGAAGCUGAAGAUGGUGACAUCAGAAAUGAAGAUUCUGACAUAGCUGUUGGACUUCCGGUCUUUCAGGAUAUCUUGAGAGAUAUGAUUCCUGGAGGGAAGGUCAAGGUUUUGAAGCUAACAACCUCUGGAAAGGUUGACAAAGACGUGAUAUCUAAGGUGAUUGAGCAAAUAAUUGAGGAGGAAGAAGAUGAAGAAGAGGAAGAUGAUGAAGAAGAGGAAGAGGAAGACGAUGGAGAAAGUGAGAAAGAGAGCGGCUUUGAAGAUUUGGAAGUAGAAGACAAAAUUAAGGAUGAACGUCAAGAGAAUGCUGAAUUGAUUGCUGAUGAUGGUUUCCUUGAAAAUCAGGGGCAAAAUGAAGUUGCUGUCAAAAUCAUUGUAGGUGGCUUAGCGCAGAAGCUUUCCGGUGGGUUUUCGGCUAAAAAUAUACUCAGAGUACCUGCAAAGUUAGAAAAGAAGGGACGUUCUUCAUUUUCUUUCUCGAUUGUGAAAGAUUCAAAUGAACAGGACUCUAUCGGAAAAGAACUAAAUUCCAUGGAUAGGAUGUCCAAGUCUCGAGGUCGAAGUAGUAAUGACUAUGUUAUGCUAGAUUUGGCCAAACUUAUUGGCAAGGAGAAGAUACCGCUUAAGGUACUUAAAAAUUUGAGUGAGUUAAUAAAGCUAUCCAUCAGCCAAGCACAGAACUGUCAACCUCUUUCUGGAUCCACAAGUUUCAAUCGCAUUGAUAUACCGACUACUUCAGAUCCUCUGAAUGGACUGUAUAUUGGUGCACAUGGAAUGUAUACAUCGGAUAUUAUUCAUCUAAGACGCAGAUUUGGUCGAUGGCAAGAGGAUGGAGGAGGGGAUAAGGAGCCUUCAAAGCUUGAAUUCUAUGAAUAUGUAGAGGCCUGGAAAGUUAUUGGGGAUCCAUAUGUACCAGCUGGCAAGGUGGCAUUUCGUGCGAAGGUUGGAAAAAAAUACCAGCUUCCUCAUAAAGGGAUCAUUCCAGAAGAAUUUGGAGUGAUUGCUAGAUAUAAAGGACAGGGGAGGCUAGCUGAGCCAGGUUUUCGCAACCCUCGAUGGGUUGAUGGUGAACUUGUUAUUCUUGAUGGAAAGCACAUCAAAGGAGGACCUGCGGUCGGAUUUAUUUAUUGGGCUCCUGAAUUUCAGUUCCUGGUGUUUUUUAAUCGACUGAGGCUGCAAGAGUAGAUUUCAUGUUAUUUUAAACUGAAAUCUCAAGCUUGUUCUUUCAUUAGUGCUUCGGUCGUUCUUCAACGAGGCUUGAGCAUACGUUGUCCGGUCGUAGGCGACGCAAAUUUGAAUUGGCUUGACUCACUCAAUGUUGGGAGUAAGUGUCGCGCAAUCACAAAAUUCGCUACUAAGAAAAGUGUGAUUGUGGCAAGUGGUAUCAGUGUCUUGUUAGCUCUUUGAUGCAUUGAGACCGAAACAAUGUCGACAACAAAAUCAGCACCUAAAUCACAAGUGGACCGGCUUACCUUGAUAGAAGAAGACAUGUGUUUUUAAAAGAAAUCCAUGACACUGUCAGUUUCUUGGAAAGACGAGUGACAAAAUUGAAUAAAAAAGUUGAGGAAAUCGAUACAAUCGAUGCCCGCCUGGAUGGGUUGUCGAUGAAAGAAUUGAUGUUUAGAGUUAACUCAUUAGAGGAAAGAGUUGCCCGAACGAGCAACUCAGAACAUGUUAAUGGUCUUGACAACUUUGUUGCACACAUGGAAGGAUGUGUCAAAGAGCUAGGCGGUUUACAAAAGACCAUGCGGAAGUUGUUCAAUGAUUUAGCUGAUGAAUUCAGAACAACAAUUGAUGGUAUCAGGGGGGAGAUGUCCGAAUCAAACGCCCGAGUGAGUUUGACAAUGAGGGAUGUAGAGAAUCACACCCCAAGCUAAGCUUAUUUUGGGCUUAACAAACCGAAGAACCCUAAACCCAAAGUCGAGGAAUUGGAGAACUUUAUCUUUGAUGUAGAACAAUACUUUAAAGCUACAGAAACUUGUUCCAAAGACUUGAAAGUUACGUUAGUCACCAUGCAAUUUGUGGACAAUGCAAAAUUCUGGUGGCACAUGAAGGAUCGCAAGUUUAUUGCUCUGGCCCACGGUUGCAAUCCUUCGACAAAGCAGAUUUUUUUUCCUUAUCCAACAUAUUCCGAUGUCUAAAAUCAAAACUGAGAACUAUUUAACAUAGUCUCUUAUGCCUCCCGUGUGUCUCAAUUCUUGUAGUUUCUGCCCUAUUAUAAAUUCAACAUUUUCGAGGAAGAAUUGAGUCCUCAACUAUUUCUUGAGGUUUUCUCAUGAGUCGAUGGUGCAUGACCCAUUUUGGAUAUCGUUCACCCUCGAGUACCACCAGAGUUUUACAUCGUCCACAAGAUGCAUUGUGGCUAACGUAAUUUUUAGGUUUUCGGAACAAGUUUCAGUAGCCAAGUCUUUGAUUGGCAAUUCCCUUCGAGUAAGUCUUUCCUCUAAUGAGUCAACUCUAAACAUCAAUUCUUUGAUCAGCAACCCAUCCAGGCGGGUGUCGAUUCCCUUAACUUUUUUAUUCAAUUUUGUAACUCAUCCUUACAAGAAACGGUCAAUGUCGUGGACUUCUUUUAGAAACAACAUUUACUGUUCUAUAAAGUUAAGUCGGUCGGCUUUUGAUUUAGGUGUCGAUUUUGUCGUCAACAUUGUUUUGGUUUCAAUGUGUCAACGAGCUAAAAAUGCUCUGAUACCACUUGUCACAAUCGCACUUUUCUUGGCAGCGGAUGUGCGACACUCACUCUCCCAACACCAAGUGAAUCAAGCCAAUUCGAAUUUACAUAGCCUACGGCCGGGCAACGUAUGCUCAAGCCUCUGAUCCCAUUUUAAGAAGAUUUUAAAAAUCAGGGGAAACAUAUUUUUGAAUUCGAAUUUGCAUAGCCUACGGCCGGGCAACGUAUGCUCAAGCCUCUGGCCCUGUUUUAAGAAGAAGAUUUUAGAAAACGGGGGAAAUAUAUUUUUGAAGUAAGAUUGAAAGCAAUCUUAUAGACUAUAAGCGAGAAAGACAACAUAACGGCUUAGAUAGCAUAUAACACUAGAUAGGGAGAAUUGACGACUAGUUGCAUCCCCUUAUAGUACAUUUUAGACUAUUUAGGUCUAGCGGACCUAGAUAUGAUUUUACCGAAGAGUGAUACAAUAAAAAAAAAUACAAUAGUAAGACAAUACAACAUGGAAUCAAAUAAAGGGUUUGAUAUGACAUGGACAUGCGGUCAUGGACAACACGCCCUGGACGAGCAUGACCAUGACAAUAUGCACACGAAUGGGCAGCACACUCGCAACGUGUUUUAGUCAUCGCACAUUGCAAGGGUACAUGUGUGCCCACAAGCAUCCUGCCCAAGGCUGAUUCAAGGUCUCUUGGAAAGGUGUCCGGACAAGCUGGGACAACAUACUUGGCCCUUACACGACAUGCAAGAAGGGGCAUCAUUUGCCAAACACACUCGUUAGCCUAAGAGAAAUCUCCUUUGAAUAAAUUGCAACAGUGCCAGAGGAUUUAAAGCCCUCAUUUAAAGAUCAGUAGUAUACGAGCAAGCUAAGCGAGCCAUCUGUUAUCAACUGACUCAUCACUCACAAGUACACUGGCCUCACUAACUUGAUCACCAAACCUUUGUCAACGCUCACUCUUGGGUCUCAAAAUUACUUCCUUUUCUGGGAAAUUCUUUCUAUCCUUGCAUAUAUUAAUCUGUUCUUUUGCUUAAUCAACUCUUAAACAUCAAGUUUUGUGGUGAUUAUAUAAACAGUGAUGUAGCUUUGAUGCUGUUAAUAUCUUGUUGCUUUAGUUGUGUACUUAUUUCUGAUUGUAGUAGGUUGAGGCAUCGUUUGUAAGUCGGUUUGGAGUCUCGAACAAGAACACCAUUAGACUCAUUUGUUAAUAUCAUGAAAAGUUUAGUACUUUUAUGAA